Messenger RNA from Cylicocyclus nassatus, 3225 nucleotides. NCBI's taxonomy places the organism in Eukaryota, Metazoa, Nematoda, Chromadorea, Rhabditida, Strongylidae. The record is from the annotation of a GenBank genome assembly.
AUGGUUGUACCCUCUUGGGCAAAAUUUAAGUGGAUGCUUUCUUCGGCCUUUGUUCCUAUUAAGUCUGUUUUUCCUAAUUAUGACUUUUUUGCAAGUGGUACGUAUAAGCGUACUGCUACUGGCAAGUUGUCUAUUAAUACUUUCCCUUGGAUUACUACUGCCCAGUUGACUGCUCUUUGUUGUUGCGGUGCAAGAAUGAGUAUUUGGCUCAAUUCUGUUGGUUCUCCUUCUGUAUCUGCUAAUGAUUAUGUUAAGGCUACUCCUUCUAGUUCUUCUGUCUUAAAGGAUAUUAUUAAUGCAGUUCGUAACAAUCCGAGUCUUUCUACUGUUUCUGCUGGUCAGCUAGAUCUAUUCCCUAAACAUUCAGGUAUUGCAUUUAAUGCCUCUUUCCUUUGGAAUAGCGGUAUUGGUUGGGACAAUAAUGUUAAUGUGAAGCAAGUUUGGCUACCUUUGGGUAAUACUCCAAAGUCCCUUGUUGGUACAGGCGUUAUGUGGGAUGAUGUUUUCUAUGGUUCUGAAGAUAUUUCUCCGUCUAAUGCUGACUUUGUUAUUGAGACUGAGAAAUAUGAAUCGUCUGAACCAUUGAAUCGUAAUUAUGCUAUUUGCUUCCGUCUUUCUGAUAAGGGUAAGUUGUUUGCAAAGUUGCUCCGUGGUUUAGGUUAUAAUCUUGACUUCCGUGCAGAUACUGCUGACGAUAGGGUGUCUAUUCUUCCUUUGCUGGCUUGGUAUCGUGCAUAUUUUCGCUUUAAUGGCAUUGAGCGUCUCCGUAACUGGGAGUCUACCUAUUGCCAUCAGUUGAUUAAUUGGAUUGAAACUAAUGGUGAUUCUGUCUGUGAUUUUGGUUUGACUUCCUCUCAAUGGGCUGCUCCCAAGACUUCUACGUCUUCUGCUCCUAUUUCUAUUUUUAUGAGGUUCUUUGUUAAUGAGCUGAUGGAUAGUUUCUAUCCUACGGAAGACUAUAAUUUCGUUUCGGCUCAUCGUGUUGACAUUACCGCACCUUAUUCCUCUAGUUCUGAUUAUCAGGCAGGUGAUGGAAAGCCUGAUGGUUCUUAUGCUACUUCUUAUUAUACUCCUCAAUGGCUUGAAAGUCAGAUUAAACUGGUUAAUUCCGCUAUUAAUGCAUAUGGCGGUAAUAGGCAAGGUACUGGCGUUGAGGGUACUACUGGUCAUACUUUGGGUAUUGAUGGUGAUGGUGCUGGUUUUCAGGCUACUGCAAAAGAUGGUGGUUUGUCGGCUAAUCUUGUUGAGGCUUUAAAGCGUUUGCAGCGUGUCACUUCCAAGCACGAUGUAUUUGGUCAGAAUGUUCGUGCAUUGAUGAAGGCUUUUGGUAUUGAUGGUUAUGAUACUGAUGAGCCUGUUGAUGUACUUGGAUUCCGUUCAUUUGAUUUGAACAUUUCUGAAGUGACUUCUCUUGCUGAUACUUAUGCUAAUUCUAUUACUGGUCGUUAUUUGGGUGAACAGGCUGGUAAGUCCGUAACCACAGGUGAUGAUGAUUAUAGUAAACCUAUUGUAUGCUCUACUGAUGAACGAGGAUUCUUCUUUGUUAUGGGCGGUAUAGUUCCUAUUAGUGGUUAUGUUAAUAUGGCUGACGAACAUAACUAUAUGGUUCAUCGUUCCCAGCAGUAUGAUAAGGAGUUUGAAGGUCUUGGAUAUGAUGCUACUCGUAUGGAGCGUCUUUUCGGAGAUAUCCGAGUCUCUAAUAAGACCUCUACUAUUAAGAAGCACGCUUUUGGUUUUGUUCCUCGUUAUUCUGCUCUCAAGGUUAAGCAUAAUGUUCUGAAUGGUGAUUUUAAUCGCCCUGCUAUGCGUGAUGCUUUGUUACCUUAUUCCAGUGAUAGAAAUAUCUCUCUUAUGCAGCCUAAUGGUGAUGUAAAGCAGAUUAUUGAUGCUGUUAAUGUAGGAACUAUUUAUGAAUCCACUUUCAACAGAUUUUAUAAUGAUUUUUCCAAACUUCCUCUUGCUGGCAAGGAAUGGGCUUAUUACUAUAAGUAUGGCUUUAUGGGUUGGUUGAAUCGUAUGUUUGUUAAUACUGACCCAAUAGGAAGUGUUAAUUAUUUUGGUGUCACUUCUUCUCAAAUUCCUAAUGAAUGGAUUAUUGAUACUUAUGAUAAUUUCAUUGUCCAUACUAGGGUCUUUAUGGAUUUGGAAAGUCUUGCUGCUGGUGCUGCUUCUGCUGGUGUUCAGCAGUAUUUUAAUGAAGGUAACUCUAAACGUGAGCAAGCUAAUUUUGAGAAGAAUCAAAAACAGGCUUACGAGUAUUCCCAAAUGGCUCAAGAGAAUGCAGUUCCUAAUGCAGUUAAAGGAUUAAAGAUGGCAGGUCUUAAUCAGCCUCUGCUGCACAAGGCUGGAAUGGCUAAUUUUCCGAUUGCUGAAAGUGUUCUCGCACUCGCACAGGCGAAGAAAACUAAUGAGUUGAUGGAUGCGCAGCGUGAUAAUAUUAACGCUGAUACUGCUAAUAAGUUGCAAGGUGUAGAGACAGGUAAGUCGCAGGUUGGAGUUAACGAGGCGCAGGGUGAAAAGUUACGUUCGGAGACCCAACUUAAUCAGUAUCAAUAUCACGUUCAGCGUGAUGUAGAUGGUUCUAUUUUUGAAAAUCUUAUGACUGAUAGACGAGAUGAUAUGGAAGGUUAUUUCAAGAGUCUUGGUCUUGACAUUAAUAAUCCUGAUGACGUUAAACAGGCAAAGGAAUCCUUUACAUCAGGUAGUCUUCAGGGAGAGGUUAACUAUUUCAAGAUGUCUGCUGAUAAGAUUGAGCAUAUGAAUAGGGAAUCCAUCGCAAUGGAGUUCAAUAACAAUCCUGAACUUUCCGAGGCCGUUGCUUGGAUGCCUUAUUAUGAGAAGCAUAAACUUAUUACGGAUAUUGCUCACGUCAAGGUGCAGGCUGAAAAGGAAAUUGCUUUGCGUGAUAAGUUACAGGCUGAUACAUCUCUAUCAAGGCAGCAAAAGGAAAAUCUUGUAAAGGAGAUUCAAAAGAUUGGUGCUGAAAUUGGAGAGAUUAAGGCAAGGACAGAUCGUGUGACUUCGGAGAAGUUCCGUAAUUAUGCAAUUGGUGCUAGUUCAAUUACUGAUAGUGCUUGGAAGAUUGUUGAAUCUUUCUUGCCUAAAGCAGCACUUAAAAAUAUUUCUGAAAAUCCUCCUUCCAAAGCAAAUUAUAAGUAUACUGAAUGGGAAAGUGUUAACGGAAUGAAGGGAAGAACACACACAUAUUUCCCUGAAGGAGAUUAA